GACGGGCGUUUCCCGGCCGCGGGCUCCCCGGAGUUCGACCUGCUGUGCCCGGGGGCGCAGGCGUACGCGUUGAGGCUCGGGCAGAUGCAAAGGGGAGUCACCCCUCAGCCUGGCCCAGCCGGGUGCUCUUCGUCGACGGCCCGACGCCAUCCGAGGGGGUCGCCGAUUUCAUGCAGCAGAGCGUCAACGCCUUCGCGAGGGCGGCGGACGGCGGUCACGGCCUGCACAUCGGGUGGCAGAACGUCAGCCUGACAGCCAUCCUCGAGCCGGCCGUGGUGGACUGGGACGCCGCCGGCGGGGCGGUGGCGGCCGGCUGCAGGGAGCCCGCGUGCCGCCUCUUCGGAGGCCCUGGGGUCCACCGCCCGUACCACCCCGUCUGCGGUUUCCUGCGCAACGCGUUCAACCCGUGGCGCUUCCUGACGAGGUCCUCCAAGGAGCAUGACGUGGGCGCGAGCGCGCCCUGCGCUGGCUGCAUCCUGAACGCGCUGUACAGGCCCUCGCCCUUGCUGGGGAGGACCGUGCCCGGCUUCGAGGACGUGCGCUCGGCGAUGAACGACGAGCGCACGCUCUCCAUCGCCAUCUACAUGCGCUCCAAUUUUUCCGACGACAGAAACCAGCGGAUGAGCGACGCAGAGAUCGACGCGGCGAGGCUGCCCCCGAAGGAGGAGUGGACGGACGGGCAGCGCUACGGCUUCUACGCCACGGCGCGCUGCGCCCUGCAGCUGGAGGCCCGCUGGGGCCCAGGAUUCGACAGGGUCGUGUGGUUCGUGUCCAGCGACGACCCCGCUGUCCGGAGAGCUCUGGUGGAGGAGUUCGACGAGUCGGGCCCGGCCAGCGGCUGCUCCGCCAGCCCCAGCGGGUGCACCGGGGGCCGCUGGGUGCCCUCCGAUCGUCUGGAAGCCGGGGCCGCCACAGCCGCCCCGACCUCGCGGCUCGUCAGCCAGGCGGCCCGGUCGAGGGCUACCAGCGGGCCGUGGCCGAGGCGCUCGCAGACUGGUGGCUCCUGGGCGAGGCCGACCUCGCAGUGGUCGGCGCGUGGUCCAUGA
This is a messenger RNA of Prorocentrum cordatum, 1046 nucleotides long. The record is from the annotation of a GenBank genome assembly. NCBI's taxonomy places the organism in Eukaryota, Dinophyceae, Prorocentrales, Prorocentraceae.